CUGUUUGUGAGAAAGCUCAUCAGCACAUGCAUUUUUUUGUUUUUGUUUUUGUUUUAGAAAGCUACAGGAUUUUAAUGUUCAUACUUUUAUGCGUACGUUUCACUCUUCCUUUAAUUCAAUGUUCAUACUAUGGCUUGAGUUAGUAUGCAAAGCUGGAAUACACUGCAAUGCAUUGUUAAAAAGUAGUUUGAUUCUGCUAAGUUAUUCAGUUAAAGUAGUGAAGCCUCCUAUUAAGUUUGCAGACCACUUUGAGAUAUAGAAAGUUGGGGUGAUCAAAUAAUCUGUAAUCUUGUAACACAACUGUUAAAUGGCAUUAAAGUCAAUUUUCAUGAUGACCCAAUAAACUCAAAACGCAGUGAAAACAACCACAGAAAAAAAACCUCUGAACACUUGCUAAGGCCAAAGGUGCACCUUUAUAAGGACUACAAAACUUACAGUCACCAAUACUGAUUUUAAGUUUUACUGAUUUAGAGAGUCAACAGAUAACGGAUAUCCUGGUGAGAAGAACUUCUUUUAUUGGGUUUUAAAGUCUUCUGUGUUCUUUUUACAGCAGCAGCUUGAUGUAAUUAAGUUUAUUCCUUAUGCUCACUACAGCAUUCUGGGGGGGAAUUUUUGCCAUUAAAUAGUUGGGUGUCAUCACAUCCCAAAAAUUUCAAAUGAUACAUUAUUUCAGGGCAAACAGAGCAGGUGUACUGGUCUGGGCUGCUCUUAGGCCCAGGGGAUAUCUCAGCACUACCAUAACAGUAAAACAGGUAAGGAAUUAUGGAGGUUUAUUGUUUAAGUUGACACUACUCACAUAUUCCAGCAGAUGGCAAACACACACUUUUAGUAAACACCUGAGUGUCUUCACAACAUGCAGCCAUACAGUCCUGCCGUUUUGGGACAUAGUGGCACCAAGUGAAAUUCAUGCUACAUUAAUAGGACAGAGGCUCAAUAAACAAUGAACUCAUUGUAGUCUGUGAUGUACAACUAAAGCUAAAGCUAAAACCAUGGAGAAACUUGAUGAAAACAGGAAUAAAUGCUCUUCUCGGUUAUUAUUUCUGGGUGGGUUUAAUCACUUUUUAUUCGAUGUCUGUUAUUGGUGAUUAAAUGAAUGGGAACAGCGGCAUUGUUUGUAAUAUCUUCACUCAGAAAAAGAAAAUGACACACUAACUUUAAAAAGUUUCCUGUUUCUGCGGGCGGACACGCGCAAAUCAUCACUGUGCGUGCGCGCUCCCGUAAGACACAGAAAAAUGGCGGCCGUAUCAGGUAAGUCGACUCAAGCGGCAGUUCUGGCUGGGUGUUUGAUUAAUUUUACGUCAGCGAGAAUUUUUUAAACAUAUCAUAGACGCAGCGUGAGACUCAAAACAUUCACAAGAAUCCACACGAGUAAAGUUUGGGCUCCAACAGGACAGUAUCGAAACACAAAGCUACCAUUAACGCCGCUAGCUGGUUCAUCUAUUAGCAAUGCUAACAUCUCGGUCUCAGAGUAAGAACCGGCUGUCUGCAUCAGCCUGGCUGUAAAUUGUCAGAGUGAAACUUGUCUGUCAGAGAUAUCGCAGUGUUAUGAAAUCCAACCGUCAGAUGAUAUUUGUUCUGGUUUCGGGUAGAUGUUCAGUUGAGUUUGCAGUGACGCCCAUGGCUAGCAUGACAAGUUGUUUGCUAAGGUGAGGUUAGCCGGCGGGUCAGCCUCUGCAAUCCGGAAGAAACGCUGCUUAGUUUCUCACUCUACAGCAGCAGAAACUCACUGUAAUGUCACGUUAAACGGACUAUAAAAAACCUCGCUUGUGUGUAAAUCACCUCGUAACUACAAAUGCAGGUGUAUUGAAGAGGCAGGUAGGAAAAUAGAUGAGGAUUUAAAGAAAGGGAGUAGGCAGAGUCAUAAACCUGGGCAGGAAACCGUGUGAUUGAACAGACACCUCCUUUUUCUCAGCCCUGUUCUGUGAGCCAGACCACCAAACUGAGGAUGAACAAAGAGUACAGCUGUCUCACAUCAGCUUACAUUAGAACUUUGAUUCAGCCUCUCUCCAACAAGAUCAGCCAUGCCUCUCUAUUUUCUGACAAGUCUUUCAACCUUCAAGUUUGUCAUGGUAAAUUCACUGGGGCUCAUUUACCCGCUUUUGAAAAGAAAUUAGUUCUUCGUCGUCUUCAUCCGGGUCCGGGUCACGGGGGCAGCAGCUUCAGCAGGGAAGCCCAGACGGCCCUCACCCCAGCCACUUCCACCAGCUCCUCUGGGGGGAUUCUCAGGCGCUCCCAGGCCAGGCGAGAGAUAUAAUCCCUCCACCUGGUCCUGGGCCGGCUACGAGGUCUCCUCUAACGGGAGGCGUCCAGAAGGCAUCCUAACCAAGUGCCCGAGCCACCUCAGCUGACUCCUCUCGACGUGGAGGAGCAGAGGUUCCACUCUGAGCGCCUCCCGAGUGUCCGAGCUCCUUACCCAAUUUCUAAGGCUGAGCCCGUCCGCAUCACUGCUGACCCCGCUCCGAUCUGCCUGUCAAUCUCCCAUUCCAUCCUACCCUCACUUGUGAACAAGAUCCCAAGAUACUUGAACUCCUCCACUUGAGGCAGGACCGGGCAAUCUACCUUUUUCCGAAUGAGGGCUAUGGCCUCGGACUUGGAGGUGCCGAUUCGCAUCCCAGCCACGAACCGCCCCAGCAAGAGCUGAAGGUCACUGCUCGAUGAAGCUAAAUUAGUUCUUAAAACUCUCUAACACAGUUUCUAAGAAAGUUCGAGCAUUUUCAAGUUUUCUCUUCAGAAAUUUGUUCUUAGAUACUAAAUCUAUAAACACCCAAGAGAGCUCUGUACAUUUGAGUGCUGAUACUUCAGGGCAAAAACAUUCAAUAUUGUGUUUUUCUUCUCUUGACAGCUUCAUAUUAUUUAAAGGCAUCUAUAAGUAAAUGAUUUGGAUUCAAUCAACAUUUUAGGGCUGAAACGAUUACUCGAGUAACUCGAGUAACUCGAUUAAUAAAAUUCCUCGAGGCAAAUUAUAUGCCUCGAGGAAUCGUUUAAAUCCGGAACCAUGUGCAGCGCACGGUGUUUGACACGGACGGUUAUUUCUGUUGCGCAGAAGCGUGCUCUUUCCGCUCCUUCCGCUGCCGCGCGUUUGGUUCAAUCAUGGAGGGAAACGAGGACAGACAGAAGCUGUGUCCGAAAUGGCAUACUGCCUGCUAUCUACUUACCUACUCAAGCAGUAGCUACUGCCUACUGACUACUCAAAGAUGAUUUGAGUAUGCCGCGGCUGCCCGAGCGUUUACACACAUACAUACUAAAUACCCCAGAAUGCAUUUCGUGCCGGCCGGACGCAGCGCCGGGAAAAUUUAAAUAGUCCUACCACAAGCUACAUAGAACGACUGCAUACCGGACAAAUUAUAUAAAUUCAUUCAAUAAUAAUAUUUUUUCUAGCGAGAAAGUAAGUGUUUACAUCACGAUUAUGAGCCCAGUUGUUUGAAAUAGUGGCUGUUUGUAAAUUUGUCUCGGCGUUUUCGGAGACCGAAGCGUCAACUUGGUCGGUGUUUGCGUCUAUUUACCGUAAACACCGGGCAGCAGCAGCUCCCCCUUCACGUUUCCAAAUUAUUGCGAAGUGUUUUCAUAAUCAACAUCUACACGACACAAACCGGGCGGCAGUGGAUGAAAAAAAUCACACAAACAUCCGUGUAUCCAUGGUGAUAAUGCUAUACACCACCUGCUAGGCGUGUGAUGAGCAGCAGAGGGCUGCAAAAUGACCAACACACAACAACAUGUAAAUAAAAAUGUAACACUUUUAUAUAUUGAAUAAAUGUACAUUUGCUUGUCAAAUUAUGUUAGUAUCCAAGAAUUAUAUUAUUUCAGCCUAUUAAUUAAACAAGUAAAAUUAGAUCCAAAGCCUGGAAAUAGUUGUGACUGGUUUAAUGAAAACUGCAAAGAUCAUUACCAUAGCAAUUAAAAGACCAUCUGCAGACCUUGCCUUCAGUAGUUUCAUGUGAACUACAUGGUAAAAUGUAAAACUUUUGGUUCCUGAUUUAUGCAGUAAAAAUAUUCAUUUGAAAGACCUGGCCUAUUUCAGUUUUGUGUGUUACUGAUGGUUUUUAAUGAGGCAAACGUGAUUCAAUGCAAAGUAUUACAGUGAGAGCAAAACAUUUCUUAUCCGAUUACUCGAUUAAUUGACAGAUUAAUCGAUAGAGUACUCGAUUACUAAAAUAAUCGAUAGCUGCAGCCCUACAACAUUUAUUUCAAGAAGGAAAUGUUUGGUCUAAACUGCAAAAUGUCAAGUUAUGGGUAUAAAAUAAACUCUUUGGUAAAAUACAAAAGAUCAAUUUUAUUGGCAAGUCAGUAGGUCUACAACAAGCAUAAAAGGUUAAACAUUGAACUAAUAAGAUUACAGAAGACAAUCAUUGUCAGAUUUUUAUGUUACUGUAUUUUUCGCACUAUAAGGCGCACCUGAUUAUAAGGCGCACCGUCAAUGAACGUGUCUAUUCGCGUCUAUUUUCAUACAUAAAGCACAUUAAGCCAAACAAAACAGUCUGAUAAGUCAAACUUUAUUCACCUCCUUCAAUAACUCUGCUACGGUUAGCGGCUACGGUAGCUGCAGUGCUCCGACAAGCCCAAAGGAUUUUAAGUGCGCCUUAUAGUGCGAAAAAUACAGUAUAUGAUAAUUAUAAAAAUCUGUCACUUGUUCAAAUAAACUGUCAGUUGACAUUACUUGUGAAAAAAGCUGGUUUUGGUCCUCAUGUCUAAGGCAAGUGUCCCAUUUUGAUUUUUCAUUUUCAAAGUGUACACCAACAGCAAAAAGGAGCAAAGUGAAGUGAAACAAAGCAAUUAAAACAAAUCAAGAUAGCACCCAAACUCAAGGCGUCAUAGCUCUAUGUUGAAAAGAAAGUAGAGGUCAACAUUACUCUAAUACUUUGUGACUGUUUUCCUACAAGGAAAGACAAGGUAGGAUAGGUUUCAGAAAAAAAAGGAAAGAAGAAAUCCAUAAAUAUGUUUUUUAUGAGACAAUAUCAACACCCAGAGGUCAUUUUUUAAACUUACUUUGUAAAAUAUUAGUUAGUGCAUUUCUGGUGUCUCCACCUCUCAUUUUAACCCCAUGUGUCCAUUCAUAUGUCUGUAUAAGAGGUGUACACCUAUCCUAACUGGAAACAUUGAACACGACCCACACAUUUACAAGCAUUUGUCAGUCUAAGAAAACAAGUGCCAACAACUCAGCAGUUCAGGAGCAGGGUGAUAAAUUUGCCUUAGACUUCAGUUAGAAAUGUUCCAGUGAACAAAUUUAAAAAAGAAUUUAAAGAGGAUGUUGAAUGAGGCCCAUUCAUCACGAAUAUUUUUAGCAGCAGGAAAAGAUAAUUACUUUUGUUCUUCAGGAUGAAUUAAAUAAAGGCUAUGAGUUCACUGGGGAAAUUCAGAAGAACAGGAGAGUUAAAGAGCAACAAUUAUGGACUAGGGUGUAGUCAAUCAGACAACCCGCAGCAGGUUAAUGGCUGAGCUCUAAGCUUUCAUUUAACAACACAUGAACAAAUUAGCCAACUUUUUAAAAUAGGAAUUAAAGUUUAAAUUCAUCACACCAAACGGCUUUUAAUGAGAACCAUCGCACAGAGAAAUAUGAGACAGUAAGGUUGUUUUUUAACUAUGAGACUAAAUAUUCUUUUUCUCUGCGUGAAGCUGUUGUAGUUCCCCGCAAUUUCCGGCUACUUGAGGAACUGGAGGAGGGUCAGAAGGGAGUUGGAGAUGGUACAGUAAGCUGGGGUCUGGCAGACGAUGAAGACAUGACACUAACUCACUGGAAUGGCAUGAUCAUCGGUCCAGCAAAGGUGAGCCACUCCCAAAGCCUUAUCACCAUGGUUAAGUUGCUCAGGUGGAAAAACCAUCCAGACAUAUUUCUAUUUAAAUCAACUCCAGAUGGCUCAGUUGAAAAGUUAAAAGUAAUUUGCACUAUAAGGAUCGACCAAUAAUUGGCACGGCUGAUUAUAUGGUUGUUGUUUUUUUUUACCACCGAUAGCUGAUAAAAUAGAGGUGUUCCUCAGUCUCUGUGAAGCUUAUGGAGCUAGCAUGCGCUAAUUCCAGUUAUUUUCUCAUUUCAAAAUAAGGUCAAAAUAUAAAUUUUUACUGCAAAUGAAUAUUGGUUCUAAAUAUCUGUUAUCGGUUUCUUUGAUUUGUAAUAAUUGGUAUUGGCCUUAAAAAACCCGUAUCAGUCGAUCUUUAUUGCACUUUGUCUCAAACUGAAUUAAAAUAUCACCCAAAUACUUUGAGUUCGAGCUACCGCCACACAGCUGCACAGAUCUGACAAACAGAUCUAUGUCAGCGGGCAACCACAUCACCAAAGCUGGCGGACCACUUCUUUGAGUGUGUGCGUUACCACAGACGUAUGGCUUGCUCAGAGGAGCAUCCAGAUGUUAGGCGUGACGAGUAAUGCCUUAUGGCCAAAGGAAAUGAUAGUUCAAACUGAUCUAUAAUGAACAGUGAAAGCAACCAAACAGGAGCACUUGGAGAGAGCAAAUGUCAGGAUCACUGGUUAUUAGUUAGUGGUCAAAUUGUCCACUAAGUUGCCUGAAAACAGGACAGGUCAACCAAAACGGGGACAGGAAACUGAAACAGCUUCAUUUCCUCUAUUCCUCAUCAUCAUAUCAUCUGAAAUAAAUAUUAAGAGUACAUGAAAGCCAUGCUUAUAAUAUUAAAACAUGUUACAGAAUCUUAUUUUAGCGCUGAAGAAUGACAUAAAGUACGAAAGAUCAAAGCAAUUAAGCUCCACCAAGCAGCCUGCUGCGUCAUCGGCCUGCCUCACACCAUAAGCACAAAAUGAAGAGUCUUCAGAGUCAGACAACAUCAUUUGCUCUUUUUUCUCACCGAUAUCGCUCUGCCUGAUCGCAUGAGUUGAUUCACUCUGAGGAAGUUAACCCACGAUGCCAUGCAUGCUGCAGGCCAGCGCUGCAAGCCCAGAGCAGCGAGCCAGGCGGAAAGAUGCAAAUGAUCCACACAUUUCAGCUUGUUUAAUGCUCACUUUUAUGAAGACAUGACAGUAAAAACAUAAUAAAAAAAGAGGCUUUUUUUUCGCUUUUUUCUUGUUUUUCCUUCUUUUCUUUUUCUUUUUUUUUUUAAAGAAUAAACGAAUAUUAUUUACUAGACUGAUAGUAAGGACAGCCCCGUUUACAGGAAUAUCCGAAUAACCGCGCACAUCCUUAUUUGUAAUAGAGUAAUCCAUCAAAAUUGACAAUGAUCGCUGCUGUCCCUUCACUCUAUAACCUAAGAUAAGAAAAACCUGAUUCGUCCUCAAGGGGAAGUGCAGCAUCUGAACCAAAAAAAAGUUCUCAUUUUACAUCUGCAUUCAAAAUCUGAUCCUAACCUCUCUUCUGUCAAUCAUUAAAAUGUAAUGACUACAAAUACCAGCUUAUUUUUGAAUGUUUGUUCAGAUGCCUUGUUCAUUAUGAAAGAUAAAGUAUGUUCGAUUGUUCAUUGUAGCAGUCGUCAGUGGUAAAUGUAAAAUUCUUUUUCGCAUGCUCAUAAAAUGAGUAGAAAUAACAGGAAACUGAAACAGCUUCAUUUCCUCUAUUUAAGCAAACAGAUCAUGUGUAUGGUUGUCUUCAGUCAUACCCUCAAAGCCAAAAUAACCCAAGUGUAACAGCUGUGUGCAGCUGUAAUCAGAGCAUAACAUCAUCAUCAUCAUUUUGUAUUUCGUAUCCUAUCAUUUUUACACCACUUCAACUGAGCUGUACUAAAUAUGUGAAACAUUUAAAGUUUCUUUCAUUGUCCUCAAACUUUGGUCGCUGACUUGUGUUUGGAGGUAAACAUCAAAAAAAGUUUUGUUGUAUUGAUCCAAAUUUAAGAGAGAUUUUUCUUCCCAUCCAAAUAAAUCUGAAAAAGUUGGGAUUGUCUUGUUUUUGGACUUAGUGAGUAAUUAACAGUGUUUAUUAAAACACACAAUAAGGUGAGUGUAUCCCUUAUGACUGAGGCCAGCUGUCCCUCAACCACUGUCAUUCCAGUAAGAUAAGAGAUGGAGAAACAUGCUGAACAAAGUUGCCUGAAAACAGGACAGGUCAACCAAAAACUAAGCUGAUGCAGUUCUCAGGGAAACUGUUAUCAAUUCAGCGGAGACACUUAACUAGUGUUAAAUAGCCAAGGAAUAUCAUGUCACUGAUCAUGUGAAUAAAAACAGAUCAAUGGUCCAUUCACCAGACCUGUCAUCCCUUCAGUAGAUGGCAGGUUGGAUUGAUUUUCAUGGUAUUAAAUACUGAUGAUCACUCAUGAUCAGAUUUCAUUUCCAUCCGAAUGUGACGGUAAGAUUUUUAAGAGGUCCUAUGUUUCUGUUUAAACUCUAUUGCAGUUUUUCGCAUAUGAAAAUUAGUUUUGGUCUUGGCCGGUAUGAUAACGGAUGACAAAUAAAAAAAGCGACAAUCCCAUUUCCUUUAAUCACUCUUCAGGCUAACUUGUCAUCCUCUCUAUUUGCAGACUUCCUUUGAAAGCAAAAUUUACAGUCUGAAAAUAGAAUGUGGUGACUCAUACCCAGACCACCCUCCUCUUGUCCGCUUUGUGAACAAGAUCAACUUGAGUGGGGUACACAGCACAAACGGUAUGGUGAGUAUCAAGAUUUUAUUUACAUCUAUUCCUGUACGUAUGAUUGGAAAGUCCAAUCUCAAGUGCUCACCUGCUCAUAAAAAAGUCCCACUUAUUGUGAUUAGGUAAAACUAUAUAAGGAGAAAUUAGGGUGCGACUCCCUCUCUUGAAGACGACCUGGUCUGCUUCCACCCUUAAUGGCUACCAUCUGAUUCAAGAAAGAUUCAUUGAAGAAGAAGUCAGUUUGGUUUGUGUCGGGUCGAUGAACACUGAUUGAAUUUGGACUUAAGUUAACUGAGGAGUAGGGCUGGGCGAUAAACUGAAACUGAUACCGAAAUUUACGACAAUAACCCGGGUCUCUCUCUUGGACAGGUCGCUGCAGGAGAAGUUUAUUAAUUUGUUGUAAAGUGGAAAUCUUGGCUUCUCUGCAAAUUUGACUUUGCUGCUAAGAAUUUAUUUAGCAUGUUAGAAAAAUGAAAGCCAGUUAAUAAAAAGCAGAUGGAAACAAACGCCACAUGGCAGGGCUCAUUGUGUCACAUUGUUAGGUGAAAGAGUGAUGCUGUAGUUAAGCUAAAUGAUAAAAACCAUUGUAGACAGUUUUUUUUUUUACCUCUUUUUAUUUCUCAGUUUGUCACAUUAGGCGCAGUCAGAGUGACGAGGCUUUUGUCUUUUUUUCAAGAAACAUCUUUAUCACACUCUUGCUGUCUGUUGAGUACUUAGUCAUACAGAUUUAAUGUUUAUGCCACUGACCGUCACUCCAAACGACACAUAUAGUAAUGCUUGCUAAUGCCUACAUUGUAACUUUGGUCUCAUCCUUGGGUCUUGUCCAGUAGAAUGAGUCUUAGAUUAUUUUUCAAGGUCCUCUUCUAAUGUAUUUUUCAACAAACACAAACAAUAAAUCAAUCUGUAUUUUAGUAAACAAUAUCAGAUUAAAUACACAUAAAUUAUUCUUGCGUCAUGAUACUAAUCUACAUACCGAUGGCGAGAUGUAAUCGGUGCCCAAAACACUGGAGUCCUGGUUCAGAGUUUGAAACGUCACAAUGUCAAGAGGCAGAAGUAAAUAUGGCUGACCCCUUUCUGUGGAUUUGUUCUAUUGUGUGUAUAUAGGUUGUCCCUGGCAUCAAGUUUGUUCAUCUUAGCAAUGGUCAGCUAUUGAGUAGUAACAAAUAUUUGCCUUGUAUUAUUGACAAAUCACAAUCAAGAAGUCAAUGCAGCCGUGUAAUAAAAAAAUCACGUCAUCUAACGUGUCUCCAUGAAAUAGGUCUGCUUUUUCUUUUUCAUCUAAAUUUUUACUUUUCUUUUUUUGUAACUCCAGUGUCUUGCACUUAUUGCUAUCAUGACACUUAAGCACUGUGAGUGUCAUGACUUUUCACUUUACCUUCUUGUCCUGACCGAGUACCUUAGACCCGAUCUCCAUUUGACAAAAAGAAAGAGUUGUGUAACAGUUUUCUCUCACCCUCUUCACCCCGCUCAGGUGGACAUCAGGACGGUGACAGCGCUGUCCAAGUGGAAAAACUCCUACAACAUCCGGACGAUACUGCAGGGGCUCAGACAGCACAUGAUGACAAGAGAGAACAGCAGGCUGACCCAGCCACCUGAAGGCCACACGUACAACAACUGAAGCUCCUGCUGCUUUCUCCUUCAAAACACACACACACACACACACGCACACACACGCACACACGCACACACGCACACACACACGCAUAGCAUCAUUAACUCAUAACACUGAUUACACCACCUUGAAAAAACAAAACCCCCAUGUAAUCCAAGACUCUUGACUCCCUCUAGCUCACUGGGGGGGCCCUGUUGGACAGAGGGAAGGAUAUGCAGGUGAACCUGUGAUCCUCAACCAGUGCCCACUCAUUCUUACAAUACUAGAAUACUGUACAUCUUCAUGUUAUUUUGAUUUUCUUUGUGUUUUACAUCUGGAUUGUAAAAUAACAGGCAACCUGGUUGAGUGUACCAAUCUCAUAUGUGUGCGCUGGACUCUCCACAGUUGGUCCCUGUGAUCAACUCAUUACUCAGCAAAACGAAUCUACUUCAGUUGAGAUGUUUGAACAUUUGAACCAUUCCACUUUCAAUUUUAAAUCCAUUAAGUGGCUGAAAAAUUACCCAAAUCAAUGCUUUGCUCUAAUCGCCAGCCAGCGUUAGCUUCAAAAUCCCCAGCUUCCGCAAUCCCGACUAUGUGAAUUUGACGGGUUUCUUAAAUAAGUGCAUGUCUGGUACAUGGGGAUGAACAGCAACUAGACAUUCAGCUGCGUAUGUAUCUACAUGGCACUACUGGCUCAUCACUCAUGUUCUCAGACUUGUCCUCUGUGUGCCAUAUGGUUCAUAGCGCUUCGUGAUAGUGAUUGAUUAUUAGCAGCCAGUGGGGGUGGGUGGGGUGGGGUGGGGGGUGAAAGGGAUUUGGGGGGAGCGGGCCUACGAGUCUUUGUGCAUUCUCUCUCAAGAGAACAGGGAGUCUGAUCGCAGGGUCACCACUGUACUUUUGGUCUGUUUGGAGCAGAAGGAGCUGUGAUUGUUCUUGUUUGCUGUUUUUGGGUUCUCCUUUCAGUUUCUUUACUCUGGGCUGACCCGAGUCGCCUCAUCUCUCUUACAGUAAAAUGCCCACUGAACGCAAUGUAUAGAUCUGGAUGUUUAUUUUAUAACAAGGGUUGAAUCUAAUCAGGGUGAUGGUGACCUGUUGCAUGGUUUUAUUUGAAUUAAAUGUUAUUACUUUUGCACA
Messenger RNA from Xyrichtys novacula (pearly razorfish), 11224 nucleotides. NCBI's taxonomy places the organism in Eukaryota, Metazoa, Chordata, Actinopteri, Labriformes, Labridae. The record is from the annotation of a GenBank genome assembly.